Messenger RNA from Drosophila elegans, 1521 nucleotides. RefSeq names its product gustatory and pheromone receptor 33a (gene Gr33a). The record is from RefSeq and is a predicted model, not a curated record. Lineage: Eukaryota; Metazoa; Arthropoda; Insecta; Diptera; Drosophilidae. Gene Ontology annotation, biological process: sensory perception of taste. The transcript is spliced from 5 exons. Gene Ontology annotation, cellular component: axon; dendrite; membrane. The coding region runs from base 50 to 1471 and encodes 473 amino acids.
CAAGGAAAAGGUUACCAAAUAACGGAGUUCAAUAUAAAGCAAAAUCAAAAUGAUUCAAAUUAUGAAUUGGUUUUCAAUGGUCAUAGGCCUCAUACCACUGAAUCGCCAGCAAUCGGAAACCAAUUUUAUUGUUGACUAUGCCAUGAUGUAUAUUGUGCCUGUUUUGUAUAUAGCCUGUUACCUUCUGAUUAACCUGAGUCAAGUUUUUGGGCUCUGUUUUUUGGACGCGUGCAAUAGUGUUUGCAAAUUGAGCAACCACCUCUUCAUGCACCUGGGAGCCUUCCUAUAUCUCACUAUUACUCUGAUGAGCCUUUAUCGACGCAAGGACUUCUUCCUGCAGUUUGACGAGCGAUUGAACGCCAUCGACGCUGAUGUCCAGAAAUGUCAGCGGCUGGCGGAAAUGGACAAGGUGAAGGUCACCGCGGUGAAGCACAGUGUGAUCUACCACUUCACCUGGCUCUUCCUGUUCUGCGUUUUUACCUUUGCCUUGUACUAUGACGUAAGAUCCCUGUAUCUCACCUUUGGUCACUUUGCCUUUAUUCCGUUCAUGGUGUCCAGUUUCCCGUACUUGGCCGGCAGCAUCAUCCAGGGCGAGUUCAUCUAUCAUGUGUCGGUCAUUUCGCAGCGCUUCGAGCAGAUUAACAUGCUGUUCGAGAAGAUUAAUCAGGAGGCACGCCACCGCCACGCCCCCCUCACCGUGUUCGAUAUCGAGAGCGAGGGCAAAAAGGAGCGGAAGACCAUAACGCCGAUUACGUCCAUGGACGGCAGGACGAAAUUUGGCAAUGAGCACAAGUUGGCCGGCGAAAUGAAACGCCAAGUGGGCCAACAAAAGAACGAUGACGACGAAAUGGACACCAGCAACGGCGAGGACGAGGAUGAUUUCGAUUAUGACAAUGCCACCAUCACCGAAAAUACAGGAAAUACCUCGGAGGCCAACUUACCAGAUCUCUUCAAGCUGCACGAUAAAAUCCUGUCGCUCAGCGUAAUUACAAAUGGCGAGUUUGGUCCACAGUGUGUACCCUAUAUGGCGGCCUGUUUUGUCGUGAGCAUUUUUGGGAUUUUUCUGGAAACCAAGGUCAACUUUAUAGUCGGCGGAAAGAGUCAGCUGCUCGAUUAUAUGACCUAUUUGUAUGUGAUUUGGAGCUUUACCACCAUGAUUGUUGCAUAUAUUGUGCUUCGACUCUGCUGCAAUGCCAAUAAUCACUCGAAACAAUCGGCGAUGAUAGUCCACGAGAUAAUGCAGAAGAAACCGGCCUUUAUGCUAAGCAACGAUCUCUUCUACAACAAAAUGAAAUCGUUCACACUUCAGUUUCUUCACUGGGAGGGCUUUUUCCAGUUCAAUGGCAUAGGAUUAUUUGCCCUGGACUACACUUUUAUUUUCUCGACUGUAAGUGCAGCCACAUCCUAUUUGAUUGUCUUGCUGCAAUUUGACAUGACUGCAAUUUUGCGCAACGAGGGCCUGAUGUCGUAAAGCGCCCAGUCAAACUCAAUUACAAAGUUUUUUAAAUUUAACUUUUUAUC